Messenger RNA from Teleopsis dalmanni, 949 nucleotides. Its product is annotated as U3 small nucleolar RNA-associated protein 14 homolog A-like. Lineage: Eukaryota; Metazoa; Arthropoda; Insecta; Diptera; Diopsidae. Gene Ontology annotation, biological process: rRNA processing. Gene Ontology annotation, cellular component: nucleolus; small-subunit processome. The record is from RefSeq and is a predicted model, not a curated record. The coding region runs from base 95 to 949 and encodes 284 amino acids. The transcript has 3 exons.
UAUUUAGAUUGUCAUUCGCAGAGCGAACGCAUGGUGUGUUGUUGUGUUAUUGCUGCGGUAAACGUUUUAUUAAAAUUAAAUAAAUUCAUUAAACAUGAGUGACGUUGAGGAGCAGUAUGAUCCCAAAACUCAUAAAAGUUUACUACAAGCCAUUAGCAAUUUGCAAACAACCCAACAUAUACGCAAGGCUACUCGUGGCGAGAUAAGGAAUCAGCACGACGAAUUUCAGUUGGUAAAGCGUGCGAAGUUAUCCACAGAUGUACCCAAGUCUAAUCUUGCAGUUAAUGAUGUCGUCCAAGUGCUAAAGAAAACUAAAAAACAUUUAGAUACCGGAAAACUGUUGAAAAAUGUACAAUCAACAAAGAAGGUUCUUGAAAAACCACUGGAAAAAACUGCAGCAGAUCGUAUACGCCGCACCAUUGCCUAUGAGAACACAAAGAAAACCUUAGCACGCUGGGAUGCAGUAGUUGCUAAAAAUCGUAGUUCUGAGACGCAAGUGUUUCCUUUGCAAACUGAGACAAUUUAUGUUGAUACAUCAGCACACGCAAAACCAUUUAAUUCGUCUCUGAAAUCUGACUUAAUGCUUGAAAUGGAAGCAAGCGAAGCCAAGUUAAGAGCUUUAAAAAGGGAACAAAUGGGUGAUACAACAGAUGAAAAAGAAUUAGAAAACGAAAAACAGAGAUUGUAUAAAAGAGAAAUGGUACGUCAGGAACUUAUAGCUAAGCGUAAAGAGUUGGCGUAUUUAAAAAUGCGUGAAUCACAAAAAUCAGCUAAAGCACGUUUGCAAAAUAAAAUAAAAUCCAAAAAGUAUCACAAAUUAAUGAAACGGCAGAAGAUACAAGAACAGAUGAAACAAUUUGAGUUGCUGCAAAAAACAAAUCCCGAGAAUGAAGAGAGAUUCCAAUUUCAUGAUUGCCGUGAGUUGGCAACGGGUUUUAGUGAAUUUUAA